AUGACGACGAGCGAAAGCGAUACGAAUUCCGAUCUGUCUGAGACCAAUCGCCCGCUGUUGGACGAAUUCCCGGAAAAGGGAGGCGAUGGUAUUAACCCACGCCGUCCUUACAGCAGACAGACCCUCUGGACCAGAAUAGGAGCUAUCGUGAAGUGGCCGCUAUUGAUAAGCUGCUACACUGUUUUAAUCCUUGUGCUCCAACAUGUUUUCUAUCUCAGGCCCACAAGUGUCCCUAUAACAACCGGCAGGGAUGUUAAUGGCAUCGUGCCUGAAUAUACUGAAAUGAGAACGUUUCGACACGAAGAAGCCGACUUGUACAACGUGAAUCAUACGUCUGAGGCCGCAUCGAUAGAGGUCCGUGAAAGAUGGAGACUACUUUUUCCAGUCGGAAAUGGACAGGUUACUGUUGAACAUCCGGAAGACGGUCCAUAUUUACUUAAUCCAUUGAUCUCGAAGUCGGGAAAAGCCGGUUACUUUCUCAGUUGGGUACAUCAACUACACUGUCUCUAUAUCAUUAUGGACGCAUAUGACGAGGUAGUUCAGUUUGGCACUGAUGGAAAUGAGGCUUAUGAGCACCAAGCGCAUUGCUUCGAAUACCUUCGACAAACAAUUCUCUGCAAUAUGGACUCUACACUAGAGGGAACCGUAGAAGAAGGUGGGAGUGGCAAGCAAUUUUUUGGAAUGGGUGACACACGCGUGUGCCGAAGUUAUCAACAUGGCAAAGCGUGGGCUGAAAAGUGGCGCCAAAAUGAUGACUUGACGCUCGGCUUUGAUGAGAGAGACCAUCGCAUUGGCAAUGGAGGAGCUCGACCUGGUAUUCAGUGA
Talaromyces atroroseus is the source of this 825-nucleotide messenger RNA. RefSeq lists its product as hypothetical. Gene Ontology annotation, biological process: mycotoxin biosynthetic process. The record is from RefSeq and is a predicted model, not a curated record. Bases 1 to 825 code for a protein of 274 amino acids. NCBI's taxonomy places the organism in Eukaryota, Fungi, Ascomycota, Eurotiomycetes, Eurotiales, Trichocomaceae. The transcript has 4 exons.